Molecule: messenger RNA, 633 nt
Organism: Trypanosoma theileri
Lineage: Eukaryota; Euglenozoa; Kinetoplastea; Trypanosomatida; Trypanosomatidae
Exons: 1
Coding region: 1-633 (210 amino acids)
Source: RefSeq, a predicted model, not a curated record
AUGAACAUUCAAACCCCGCGUGAAUUCGGCCGAAACGUCACCAACACAAUUGUUGGUAAGAAAUCAUUUCCAAUCUCAACAACAACACCAAUAUUAUUACAACAACAAGAAGAAGAAGAAGGACAAGUUGUCAAUUCUCUUAAAAUAUGUGGAGGAGUUUCUCUGCAGCCAUCAGACGAGUUGUACGUACAAGAGAGUUAUGAUAAGAGGAAUAGUUAUCAUGAUGGGAAUCACAAGAGGGAAUCACGCAAGAGGAAACGAACAGAAGAAGAUAACAUGGUGUUUGGAGGAAUGUGUAAUGUUCUCAAUAAUGAAGAAGAAGAAAAAGAAAAAGAAGAAACUCUGCAGGACCCAUCACAAUUCCGUUUACUCUAUCAUACUAAUAUAAUGAAUAACACUUGUAAUGGGUGUAGUAGUAGUACUGAUGGUAGUAACAGUGUAGAGCGCUGUUUUGAUGAGGAUAUAAUGUCUAUACAAUACCCCGCCUCCAACUGUGAGGAAUUGUUGCGAUCUGUAGAGUCUGCAAAUGCAAACGUAAUGAGAGAUCUUGAAUGUGUGAAUUUGUAUGGAUGUACAAUGCUGCCAGCUUCUCCUGAUAUUCCGCUUAUGUUUGCUCUUCCACACAUGUUGUGA